AUGUAUCUGAGACAAUGUCUUGUGGACGAGCGGUACUACCAAGCCAGAGCAGGUGGGAAAACGAGAUCCCAGAUAGGCUGCAGAAUCAAAGCGACUGCAGGGAGAUUGGUUCUAUAUCUGGUGUUGCGGCUCAAAGUGGCCCACUCAAUAAGGCUUCUAUCAGUCCAUCAACUUGAUCACCACCCUUGCAAUCACACUAACUUUGAGCCGGAAAGCUAUCGUUCCUGUGUAAGUUGGAUGCAAGGAGAGCUUGCCUCAGACAGCUCACCAUCUGGCACAGGCGACCUGGUGUCCCUUUCCCAAGAAUCAUUGCCCUGCUUCGACAUGGACUCUCCAACUGACGCGUUCAACGACCAACUCGUCCGACUAGGUACAAACUGCCCGCCUCGCCAGGCUGUUCCGCUACAUGCCCACAACACUUGCUACGUUCUCGUUGGAUUUCAUAGUCCAUCUGCGAAUCAACUCGCCCCCCCGCCGACCUUCGAGGAUCGCCGACCCGUUGAUGGAUGCCCUUGGCCUUUGGACUGGGCAAGAGAUGCGGAGCAUUUUGACGAAGUCCGCCCAUGGCGGGCUUAUAUCCCCAUCGCACUAGACCAUGCUCACCCUGAUCACUGGCUCUUUGGCCUCGCAGCCCAUUCAGACGACAUCGAAGAGGUAGCCCUUCCAGAAGGUGAAGCUUCACGAUGGGUCAUAUCGAGCAGUGCGAAGGAGAUUGCUCGGGAGACCCUUAUCUCCACGCUGGACUUGUCUCUGCUACUCUCCACGCGUGCUGAUUAUCCCUUGGGCCUGAAACAUCCUCAUCCUUCCAUGUUGUGUCUGUCAGCACUGUAUGAGCAUCAUCAUUCACAAGACACGGCCAGAGCAGUGCUAUGGAAGUUCCGUCGCGUUCUCUUGGACUUCAUCGGUUUCGCAUCCUACCUGCUUCAUCAGCACGAUCAUGUCAGACGCCCUCUACCGUGGACCGCUGCUGCACAGACGCUUGUCUGUCAGACAAUACUAGAAAGACCCAAGCGUGGAGUUACCGUAUACCCCUUGUAUUUCCAUAGCCGGCACGCACCUCUGUGGAUCGACUGGCACCGACACAACGUCCCUAUUGCACUCUUGUGGGCUCACGAAUACUCCCUCAUUCCCAUGUUCGACAUUCUCAAUCCUGAGAAUCCUCGCCAGCUGUUCAAGUUUGAUCCUACGACCUUCUAUCCCUCCCGUAUACACGUGCUUGCUGAACACCAUGGGUGCCAAAGCGGGAACGAGGUGCCGAGAGCAGAGGACUGGGGAAGGUUAGAACAUUGUUAUGAUUUUGAGGAUUAUAGCAGUUGGAUCAAGCAGGUCAACCUUCGCGUCUAUUUCCGUGACCGUCCUCGGAUCAGUGGAGGAUCAAGCACCCCGUCUAUCUCUUGGGAUGGUAUCCUGGGUCUCCCUGUAUUCUUUGGCAACAUACGUCCCCUCAUUGAUUACAAAAAGCGAACAUCUUCGGAUGCUGCAACUGUUCGUCUGGUUUCUCCUUCUCGUCCUUCAGAGUUGCCAGGUGACGAACCACCGGAGAGUACAAACUCUUCAAUAAAUGAGCCUACAUCGGAUGCCCCAAUGUUCCCGCAAUCCCUAUUCCCUCGGCGAGUUCGUAGUCUCGUGGGUCGGAUUCGUACGCCGAUGGUCUCUAUCGUGAAACUCAUCCAAGGGGCCUCUAUUCGUGCAAAAAAUGAUGGGAAUGGGAGUGGUUCCAUUGCCUUGGGUACCCAUGCACGCGAAAAUCGCUCUCGUCUACGGGUUGCUCCACACUUUUUGCUGUCUUGUCUACAUGCACUAUGCCGCACCAAGUCCCCUUCGUCACUGCAGGCGUCUUCUCCAAACAUGGCUGGGAAUUUAAUCAGUUCUAGUCCGUUACCUUUGAGUCAUACGAACAACACAUCACCGGCGGCCUCGAAUGACGAUAUCGACCUGCCGCUACCGAUGAUGCCAAACAACAUCGCUGUGGCGUCUGCCACUGAGCCAGUGGCUGUGGCCCACGAGGCGCUGAUUCUGAGACGCUUGCCCGAUAGCGAACCAUGUCUCCCGGAUUAUAUGGCAGACUCGUUGUCGACAUCAUCAAACAAUAUUCCUUCACCGUCGAAUACCACGGCUGCCACUGAAAUUCCAGCAACUUUUGCAUCCGUCACAGCUGCACUGUCUCCGGACAUUGACAUUCGCUCGUUACGCCAGGUAUGCUCAGCCGUCGAGCCCGUCGUCAGCAAGCUGCUGGGGUUCCUCUGCAAUCUGCAUCCCCCGGAUUACUACCCGCCUGCCAUGGAUUUGCCGUCCAACGGGCUCCAUCUGGUGGUCGAUUCUGGAUAUGCAAGUGCUUCGCGCAUAUCACUACCAGCUCGCUCAGAGCUUCGCGUGGCGCUAUUUCUCCUCGUCCACCCAGAUGUUAAAGGUCCCGAUAUACUGAGGUUUUGUCUUUCGCAUGGCCUGGCCUUCAAAUGGUUUUUUAGAGAGGCUUAUGGCAUACAGCGUGCACUUGCCUUCAGCACUGCUCGCCCCUUGAGGGGAGGCCAGCCCCCUAUUUGGGCACGCAUAGAGCGGGAGAUUCUUCCCGACCUCCCGAUAUCGGAUGAUCGUCGCUCGGCUCUGUUUGCUUAUCGUCACUCCAUUGCCGUCCUUCUGGGGCGAUCUCAUGUUCAACGUCUUCUCUCCUAUGGCGGCUUGACAUGGCGCCUAGUCUUGCAUUUCGCUGGGCCGGAAGUGCUUGAGCAUGUGGGUGAAGGCCCGUCUGCCACCUGGAUGUAUUAUCGACGUCAAGGUUCACCACCUACUGGUAAUGGCUAUGUGUUGGAAAACUUCUCCGACCCUGCUGAUGAUGAGGAACUCGCACUUCUAAUUGGUGCAUUCACGUCCGGAGCGUCCUAUUGGCCCCCAAUCUCGGUAUUUAUGGAUUCCUUCCAUUGGACGGGAGAGUGGACAGCUGAAAAUGUAGACUGGUUUGAGCGACGAUGGGCUGCUAUCGAAAAUCUCACCUCCGGGCCCAUAUCAAUUCGCCAAUGGCGCCGAAACUUUGCACGCGCCUCUUCACCACUUCAUAAUUCGAAUAUGGACAACCUACGUUCCGACUCCGCAGCACGCUCUUUCCUGAGGUCGUGUCGUGGCACCAGCGUUGCGAUUUGUGUGGUAAUCGUGCCCAGCUUCAUGAUUUGGGAUGAUGUUUCUCCAGUCAAGCAAACCGAAAGUCAGGAGGUUAAUCCAUGCACCGAUGGUGAUGCAUUGAUGGCUUGUAUCUCUGCUCAACGCGUGAAGUACUGGUGCUGGGUAACUUGCCGCCGCACUUCCACCAUCCCCUCCCGUGGCAAGUCGUUCCAAAACCACAGGGAAGGUAUAAGUGGAAUGAUUUGGGAUGGCAAAGCGGACCAAGCAGAUGUGACUCUCUGGCUGCCAGAACGUCGCUUGUAA
Messenger RNA from Laetiporus sulphureus 93-53, 3420 nucleotides. RefSeq lists its product as uncharacterized. The record is from RefSeq and is a predicted model, not a curated record. NCBI's taxonomy places the organism in Eukaryota, Fungi, Basidiomycota, Agaricomycetes, Polyporales, Laetiporaceae. Bases 1 to 3420 code for a protein of 1139 amino acids. The transcript has 8 exons.